Messenger RNA from Aspergillus clavatus NRRL 1, 1599 nucleotides. Its product is annotated as oleate hydratase. Gene Ontology annotation, biological process: fatty acid metabolic process. Bases 1 to 1599 code for a protein of 532 amino acids. The transcript has 2 exons. Gene Ontology annotation, molecular function: oleate hydratase activity; FAD binding. The record is from RefSeq and is a predicted model, not a curated record. NCBI's taxonomy places the organism in Eukaryota, Fungi, Ascomycota, Eurotiomycetes, Eurotiales, Aspergillaceae.
AUGAGAGAAAUUCGAGACCCCCAAAAAGUCCAGGCUUGGCUCAUCGGCAGCGGCAUCGAAUCCCUUGCUGCCGCUGUUCAUCUGAUCCACGAUGCCCAUGUGCCUGGCCCCAACAUCCACAUUCUCGAUCUCCAUCGGGGAUCCGGGGGACGACUGAAAACCACCGGAGACGCGACAAAUGGCUACUUUCUCCCCGUGGAUUGUCAUCCGUACUUCCACGGUCCUUGCACUGAGCGACUCCUCUCGCUCAUCCCCAGCGAUGAGUCUCAGCACGCCUCGCUCAUGGACGCUGUCAACGCGUAUAGUGAGCAACGGCCACCGCACGAGGCUCACACACGCGCCGUCAGGAGGGGUGAAUCAGGCCCGGAAGUGUCGCACACACCAGGAUUCCAGCUGGACGUCAAGCAUCGAAUGGACCUGAUCUGGUUCCUGAUGGAGACUGAGCACGCACUGGGAGCAAAGGAGAUCAACCAAGCCUUUGACUUGGCAUUCUUUGACACGGAGUUCUGGAAGAUUUGGUCAACCACAUUCGAAUUGCAACCGUGGCAUAGCGCCGUCGAGUUCCAUCGUCAUCUGCGCAAGUAUCUCGAGAAUAUCCGGUCGCUCAAAAGCGUCAAGACCUUCCACCGCACCCGCUACAACCUCUACGACUCGAUUGUCCGCCCUCUCACUAGCCACUUGCAGUCCCAGGGCGUCGACUUUCGCUUCAACGUCCAGGUCACCGGACUCGACACCGCCUCAUCCAACGAUCCCACUACCGUCUCUGAGAUCCACUUCCGCAAGUAUGACAGUGAAGAGGAAUGUCGUGUCAGCCUCAGCCCAAGCGACAUCUGCAUCGCCAUUCUCGGCUCCACCACCACCAACUCCGCUAUGGGUUCCGACGACUCCCCACCCCCUUACCUCUCCGCCCACUGGGAGGACCUGCUCAUCAGCGAAUGGGGCCUCUGGCAGGCCCUGUCCCGCCAAAGCGCCAUAUUCGGCGACCCGACCUGCUUUCUUCCUCGCGCGGUACAAGCCUCCGUCGAGAGCUUCACGACAACUCUCCACAACCCCGAUUUCCUCCGUCUCAUUCAGAACCUCACACGCGAUAAGCAGGAGACCGACGCCUCCCUCUCCCUCCGCGACAGCAACUGGGGUCUGACCCUGAGUAUUCCACCGCAGCCAGUAUUCCCAGACCAGCCGGAGGACGUGCACGUGGUGCUGGGCUACGCGCUCAGCCCCGCCAGCGAGGGUAAUUUCAUCCGGAAACACAUGUUCGCGUGUUCGGGGCGCGAGAUUUUCGAAGAGGUGCUGCGUCAUCUGGGGUUUCCCGUGGAGCUCAUCCUACCGGCCUCGUCAACGAUUCCCUGCGGGCUGCCGCUGGGCACGGCGCCGUUCCUGAGCCGGGAGAAGGGAGACCGGCCGCGUGUCAUUCCUGCGAAUACGACGAACAUCGCGUGCGUGGGGCAGUUUGUAGAGAUUGCAGAGGAUACGACUCUGUCGCUGGAGUAUAGUGUGCGAGGCGCGCAGAUGGCGGUGUCUGGCUUGAUGGGGACGCCGAGGGUGACAGGGGCCAUCAAAAAGAAUAUCCUGUGGGAGGUGUUUGAUUUGUUGAAGUGA